Kwoniella shivajii is the source of this 540-nucleotide messenger RNA. RefSeq lists its product as uncharacterized. The transcript is spliced from 5 exons. The record is from RefSeq and is a predicted model, not a curated record. Gene Ontology annotation, cellular component: nucleus. Gene Ontology annotation, biological process: positive regulation of DNA-templated transcription. Gene Ontology annotation, molecular function: chromatin DNA binding; transcription coactivator activity. Lineage: Eukaryota; Fungi; Basidiomycota; Tremellomycetes; Tremellales; Cryptococcaceae. Bases 1 to 540 code for a protein of 179 amino acids.
AUGUCAGUAAAUUCAGUACAAGUAGAUCAAGAGCGUAGACCUGCUCUUCAACAUGGGGAAAAUUUCCUCACACCAGGUCACACAGCUGAAGUAGAAUUGAAAGUUCCUGCAACCAUUCAAGGUCCUAAGAGAACAGAAAACGCCAAAGGUAACAUAUGGGUGACCGAUAAACGAGUCCUCUUUGUAGCUGACACAUUAGAUACACCGGGUACUUCAGCUUCAGCAGCUAACGUACCUUCGAAUCCACCAGAUUAUGAUGCUCCUCCUUCUUUGAGUUCGCUUGAGAUACCUUAUAUCUCGAUGAGAUCAGCGACGUACAAUCUACCCACAUUUUCUGCCAAUCACUUACUUCUAACUUUCAUUCCUUCAUCUUCAUCUUUGCCUGAUCCAGGAACGGGUCAGUACAUAGAGCUGAAGAUAUGGAUUGGCGAAGGCGCAGGCCAUGCUAUCUGGAAAAGGAUAGAAGGCGAGAGAAUCCGGGCUGCAGAGAGACAAAAUCAUUCGGAGGAGGAAGAUUUACCUGCUUACGCACCUGCUUGA